CGACCAACUUUUGAUUAUUUAUACAAAUUUUAUUCCUUCACUGGAAUUGAACCAUGGCUACUUCCAACAACGAGUGGCUCCAAAUUUACCAAAAUAACCUCACCGGAACCGCUCAACCCACGGUGGUGCGGUGGUCAGGUGAUGUUAUCACCGAAGCCACAACAGUCACCACCGCUAGUACUGCCUCUAGUCAUCUCACCCGUGUAACACGGCCCAUCAACCCCCGUCGGCGGUCCAGGGCCUCAAGGAGGACGCCGGUCACCUUACUCAAUACUGACACCACCAACUUUCGUGCCAUGGUCCAACAGUUCACAGGUAUAGGAGGCGGCGGCGGCGGUGGUGGUUCUACGUCAUUUCCGGCAGUUCCUACUACUGUUUCUCCUAGUCAGUCUCUGACCAGUUACAACACUAAUUCAUCCGGUUUUAAUCAUUAUUCUGCUGCUGCUGGUGGUUAUGACUUGGAGUUCCGGCAAUCACUGCCACAGCAGCAGCGGUAUUACACAAUGGCGGCGGAGAACGGCGGAGCUGCUAGUGAUGGUGAUAAUCAACAUGGCUUCUUUCAGAGACUUCUUGAAGAGGGUAUGGGAGGGUCUAAUAAGGCUGCAAACUUUUACUGAGAGAAUAACGAUGGUGGCAAGAACAAUACUUGCAUGUUUAGAAACCCUCGUGAAAAACAUAUAUAUAUAUAUAUAUAUAUAUAUAUAUUAGGGUUCUUUUUUUCCUGAAAUGCUCUUACAGAAAUCUGUUUUUUAAUUGUAAUUUAACGGUUGAAAUCUAUGUACAUAAUGGUUUUCUGUUACAGGGU
Cynara cardunculus var. scolymus (artichoke) is the source of this 805-nucleotide messenger RNA. RefSeq names its product VQ motif-containing protein 22-like. The record is from RefSeq and is a predicted model, not a curated record. NCBI's taxonomy places the organism in Eukaryota, Viridiplantae, Streptophyta, Magnoliopsida, Asterales, Asteraceae. The transcript has a single exon. Bases 54 to 617 code for a protein of 187 amino acids.